This is a messenger RNA of Cucurbita maxima (winter squash), 726 nucleotides long. RefSeq lists its product as uncharacterized. Bases 153 to 482 code for a protein of 109 amino acids. NCBI's taxonomy places the organism in Eukaryota, Viridiplantae, Streptophyta, Magnoliopsida, Cucurbitales, Cucurbitaceae. The record is from RefSeq and is a predicted model, not a curated record. The transcript is spliced from 4 exons.
UUUGAAGCAAAGCAGGAAAAUGAGCGUUGAAUUGAAAUGAGAAUGUUAUAGAAGGCGAGAGGACACUAAGCGAUUUCGUUGGCUCAGAAAUUUACAAAAACCGCCGCUUCUUCUCCGGCGGCCAUUUUGAUGGAGUGGUAAAAUCUCAAUCAAUGGGCAUCAAGCGAGAGAGUAAAAGGUCGGCUUCUGCAACUUCGCCGUGUGCUGAUCUUAGGGCUGUAUAUCACAAUUGUUUCAAUCGUUGGUACUCGGAGAAGUUUGUAAAAGGUCAAUUGGAUGAAGAACCCUGCGUCUCCGAAUGGCAGAAGUACAGAGCUUGCCUCUCUGAGCAUUUGGAAGAUAAGAAGCUGAAGCGCUUCUUGGAAGAGGAAACGAUUGUUCAUUCCUCCAUGAAAGCUGAAACGAAAUGUGGCAUAGUGGAGCAAUAUGCUGGGAGUGAGCUGCAUUCAUUUGCACCAUUUCAGAGUCAAAGUGCAAAGUGAACUUGAGGAUCAUUGAAGGUGCAAUCACAUUCAAGGUGCACUCUCUCUGUUAUCUGAUUUAAGACCAUUCAUGCUUUGAUUGCUAUUGGGAAACUUUUCCUGUCAUUGAAAUGCUAAAUUUUGCCUUCGUUUUACACUAUCUUUUGGAAAUUCAACUCAUUUGGUAUAUCUGAAUUAUACUCUAAGAUAGAUUUGUAGUCAUUAAUUACAUUGAAUUUGGAUAUUGGAUAGUCCUGUCCUAUUA